AUGUGGUCUGUGACGUCUGUGUAAUUCGGGGUUGGUGUUUGUGUUUCCUGUUCAUGACUAGUACUUGUUUGGUUAGUAAUGCCUGUAGGCAUGGCACGGAAAAAUGAUUUCGAUUUAUUUGUUGCAGGAAAAACAGGCUCAUUUAAAGGAAUCAGCAUUAAUUUUGAGGAUAAAGACACAAAACCCAUUGCGAAGAAUAUACAGAAUAUAAAAGUCCUCACAAAGGAACAUGAAAUUACAGCCUUGGCAUGGGGGGAUGCAGAUGAAGUUGAAGUGUUAAUUGGUAUGUCUUGUCAGAGAGUAAAGAUAUAUGACACUGACUUCAAAGCAUUUACAAGCAGCGUGGAUGCAUCCUGUGGGCAUGGCAGUAUACAAGGAUUAUCUAGAUAUAAAGGGAAACUUUUGACUGCUGUAGCAUCAGGUCAUGUGAAAAUAUGCAGUCAUGUAAAGAACUCCAACAAUAUUUUGGACACUGGUGGCUCAAUAGAAAAAAUGAGACACAGUCCAGUAAAUGCAGAUAUUAUUGCAGUUGGAGGAAAAGAGAAUGAUCUGAAGCUAUGGAAUUUGGAACAGAAGACAUGUACUUUUGCAGCUAAAAAUGUGAAGCCAGACAUGUUGCAAUUACGAGUACCAGUGUGGGUAUCAGACAUGGACUUCUUGCAAGACAGUGCCAAAAUAGCAGUUUGCACAAGAUAUGGACAUGUAAGAGUAUAUGACCCAAGCACUCCACAGAGGCGACCAGUUAUUAAUAUGGAUAUUCCAGAACAGUCCCUGACAACUUUGGCAGUUACUAACAAAGACAACCAUAUUGUUGUAGGUAAUACAAAAGGAAAGAUAAUGCUUAUUGACCUACGCAGGAAAGGCUCAGUGGUGCAACAUUAUAAAGGAGCUGUGGGUUCGUUGAAGUCUAUAGUAUGCCAUAAGACAGAGCCUUACAUUGUGAGUGUUGGACUAGACCGACACCUUCUGGUCCAUAACCUCACCAGCAGGGCUCUGUUGCAGAAGAUGUACAUGAAAUCCCGCCUGAAUUGCAUUCUUCUGCAUUCAACUGCUUUCUUAAAAUCUGCAGACAAUUUGUGUGUUAAAGAAGGAAGUGAUGAUGAUAUACAAAUUAUUGAGGAUGAUUAUGAUGAGCUUUUCAACAAUAUGGAAACUGUUGAGGAGUUUUCACCCAACAAGAAAUGUAAACUCAAAUAAUAGGAGUACAAAAUGAACUAAUUACUAAGAUCUUAAUGAAUAAACCAUCUUUUUCAAUAGAA
Messenger RNA from Cryptotermes secundus, 1259 nucleotides. RefSeq names its product WD repeat-containing protein 74. Gene Ontology annotation, cellular component: nucleolus; preribosome, large subunit precursor. The transcript has 7 exons. Gene Ontology annotation, molecular function: protein binding. Lineage: Eukaryota; Metazoa; Arthropoda; Insecta; Blattodea; Kalotermitidae. Bases 79 to 1197 code for a protein of 372 amino acids. The record is from RefSeq and is a predicted model, not a curated record. Gene Ontology annotation, biological process: ribosomal large subunit biogenesis.